Messenger RNA from Austrofundulus limnaeus, 757 nucleotides. Its product is annotated as trafficking protein particle complex subunit 9. The record is from RefSeq and is a predicted model, not a curated record. Gene Ontology annotation, cellular component: trans-Golgi network. Lineage: Eukaryota; Metazoa; Chordata; Actinopteri; Cyprinodontiformes; Rivulidae.
CCAUCUCUGCAGCGCUGUGGGGAGGCCAGUGUGGAGGGAGCGCUCAACCAACUGGUCCUGGAGCAUCUACAACUGGCUCCUCUGCAGUGGGAUCUGUUGGUGAACGAGAAACCAUGUGACUGUGAUGUCAUAGCUGAUUGUGAAGUGGGCAAAGCUGUGACCCUGGAGGUCAAACUGACCAACCUGAGCAAGAAGUCAGUGGGCCCGUUGGCUCUCACCGUGAUGCCCUAUCAAGACUAUCAGAACGGAGUCCAGAACUAUGACCUGGAUGAAGAAGUCACCUUCAUUGGCUCCAACACCUUCUAUAUUGAAAAGGUUCAACCCAAAGAAAGUUCUGUCUGUAAGGGAGCCUUACUUCUUCUCUACACAGGAGAUUACUUCCUUAACAUCAAGUUCCAAGAUGACCGUGGCCAACGAGAGCUUCCUUUAUCCUGGUUCACCCUUCCUACUGUGCACAUCAAAGCUCUGGAGACCCCACAGCAGUCAGGGGCCUGAUGACAGCAACACACAUGAACAUACACAAGAAACUUCUAAACUACAUGUCAGUCUGACAGAAGCUUAUUGUUUUAUUACCGUUACUCUUCAGAGUGUUUAUGCUAAUUGUUUCUGAGCAACAGCAGAUAAAAUAAUAAUAAUAAAAUUGAUAAGUUUACCUUUGACAGAAAAUCAUUCUAACUCAGGCGUGGUCAGUCCUGGUCCUGGGGGGCCGCAGUCCUGCAUGUUUUACCUGUUCCUCUGCUCCAACACACCUGAUAUG